Molecule: messenger RNA, 4431 nt
Organism: Fukomys damarensis (Damara mole-rat)
Lineage: Eukaryota; Metazoa; Chordata; Mammalia; Rodentia; Bathyergidae
Gene: Adcy4
Product: adenylate cyclase 4
Exons: 25
Coding region: 842-3979 (1045 amino acids)
Biological process (GO): adenylate cyclase-inhibiting G protein-coupled receptor signaling pathway; adenylate cyclase-activating G protein-coupled receptor signaling pathway; intracellular signal transduction
Cellular component (GO): plasma membrane
Molecular function (GO): adenylate cyclase activity
Source: RefSeq, a predicted model, not a curated record
AGGCUGUCCCUGGGGAGGAAGAAGGUCUUCAAUUUCAUGUCUGAAAAUGUCCUGCUCCUUGUUUUCGUUUCACUUCCUGGAGGCAAGGUGGGAAAGUCAAAUGGGUGUGGCCAGCCUUUGCUGAUCCACCCAAAGUCCGGAAAGAGGUGGGAACAAAAGGCGGGAACAGCCGGGUGACUGGGCCGAGCAGAGGCAGGUGGAGAAAAGCUAGCGUUGAUGGCUAGGACGGUGCGAGGGAGGAGCGCCCCCUGCUGCUCAAGCGCUGCUUCGCGCCGUCCCCGAAGCCUCGAGCUAUCCCCGCCUCCCACCGCUGCGAGGUUUGUCCAGAGGAAAAUACCCUGAUCUGGAGACAUUCUUUCCUUAGUGUUGUCUUGUGAGCUACAGUCGUUCGCUUCCUUCCGGAUACCAGUCAGGUGCUACAAUUCCAGUUUGACAGAUAAAACAGGCGUGGAAAGGCCAUGGAUUUCAGAAUUGCCGAUAGGAGAUCCAAACUGGCUAGUCUAUAACUGUCCCAGAUUCCACGGCAGCAUGUUGAACCAUAUUUCACCGCCGACUCUGUUGAUAAAAACAAAAGAAUAUCAGCAAUUUCUAAAGACUGAACUUAGAGCCUUGUCAUUGUACGUACAUCCCCAGCCUUAUAUAUAUACUGGGGAUCAAAUCCAAGGAUGCUGUACCCCUGAACCAUAUUUCCCAAGCUAUUUAUUUAUUUUUGAGACAGGUGUUGCUACAUUAACCAGGUGGUACUGAAACUUGCAAUCCAACCUGAUUCAGCCUCCCGGAGUGUUGGGAUUACAGGUGUGCACCACUGCCUGGCUGGCAGUUUCCUGUGGUGCAACUUAAUAUGCGUGGCAAACAGGUGCCCAAAGCUUCCCAUCCAUUUACCCCACACACCCUUGCCCUGCAGGAGCUGACCUCAGACCCAGGCUUCCUUACCAUGGUAUUAAGUGCUUUGGGUGGCUUCUUGCUGCUGCUGGGCCUAGCUUCCCGUGAGCAGCGACUGCAGCGCUGGACACGACCUCUGUCCGGCCUCGUGUGGGCUGCACUGCUGGCUCUAGGCCAGGGCUUCCUGUUCACUGGGGGUGUCGUGAGCGCCUGGGACCAGGUGUCCUUUUUCCUCUUCAUCAUCUUCACCGUGUAUGCCAUGCUGCCCCUGGCCAUGUGGGAGGCUGCCGCCGCAGGCCUUACCUCUUCCCUCUCCCACUUGCUGGUCCUCGGGCUGUACCUUGGGCCACAGCCAGACUCCCAACCUGCACUGCUGCCACAGUUGGCAGCAAACGCAGUGCUCUUCCUGUGUGGGAAUGUGGUGGGGGCAUACCACAAGGCGCUGAUGGAGCGUGCGCUGCGGGCCACCUUCCGGGAGGCACUCAGCUCCCUGCACUCUCGGCGGAGACUGGACACAGAGAAGAAGCACCAGGAACACCUUCUCUUGUCCAUCCUUCCUGCCUACCUGGCCCGAGAGAUGAAAGCAGAGAUCAUGGCACGGCUGCAGGCUGGACAGGGGUCACAGCCAGAGAACACCAAUAACUUCCACAGCCUCUAUGUGAAGAGACACCAAGGAGUCAGUGUAUUGUAUGCUGACAUCGUGGGCUUCACGCGGCUGGCCAGUGAGUGCUCCCCUAAAGAGCUGGUGCUCAUGCUCAAUGAGCUCUUUGGCAAGUUCGACCAGAUCGCCAAGGAGCACGAAUGCAUGCGGAUCAAAAUCCUGGGGGACUGUUACUACUGCGUCUCCGGGCUGCCACUCUCACUGCCAGACCACGCCAUCAACUGCGUGCGCAUGGGGCUGGACAUGUGCCGGGCCAUCAGGAAACUGCGGGCAGCCACUGGUGUGGACAUCAACAUGCGUGUGGGCGUGCACUCUGGCAGUGUGCUCUGUGGAGUCAUCGGGCUGCAGAAGUGGCAGUAUGAUGUCUGGUCCCAUGAUGUCACACUGGCCAACCACAUGGAGGCGAGCGGUGUGCCAGGCCGGGUGCACAUCACAGGGGCUACCCUGGCCCUGCUGGCAGGGGCCUAUGCUGUGGAGGAUGCAGCCACGGAACACCGAGACCCAUACCUUCGGGAGCUAGGAGAGCCUACAUACCUGGUCAUUGAUCCUCGGGCUGAGGAAGAGGAUGAGAAGGGCACCACAGGAGGGUUACUGUUCUCUCUGGAGGGACACAAGAUGCGCCCAUCACUGCUGAUGACCCGCUACUUGGAGUCCUGGGGUGCAGCCAAGCCUUUUGCCCACCUGAGCCACAUAGACAGCCCUGUGUCCACCUCCACUCCUCUCCCAGAGAAGGCCCUGGCCUCCUUCAGCCCCCAGUGGAGCCUGGACCGGAGCCGGACCCCCCGGGGACUAGAUGAUGAGCUGGACACUGGGGAUGCCAAGUUCUUCCAGGUCAUCGAACAGCUCAACUCUCAGAAACAGUGGAAGCAGUCGAAGGACUUCAACUUACUGACACUGUACUUCAGAGAGAAGGAGAUGGAGAAACAGUAUCGGUUCUCUUCACUCCCCGCCUUCAAAUACUAUACAGCCUGCGCCUUCUUGGUUUUUCUGUCCAACUUCAUCAUCCAAAUGCUGGUGACAAACAGGCCCCCAGCUCUGGCCUUUACUUACAGCAUCACCUUCCUCCUCUUCCUUCUCCUUCUCUUCGUCUGCUUCUCAGAGCACCUGACGUGGUGUGUCCAGAAAGGCCCCAAGAUGCUGCACUGGCUGCCUGCACUGUCUGGCCUAGUGGCCACACAGCCUGGACUGCGAGUAGCCCUGGGCACUGCUACCAUCCUCCUCGUCUUCACCAUGGCCAUUGCCAGCCUGUUCUUCUUACCAGCAUCAACAGACUGCCCUUACCAGGGCCCCAGUGUGUCCUCCAUGGAUUUCAACCUGUCCUGGGAGCUGCCUGGGUCACUGCCUCUCAUCAGUGUCGCGUACUCCAUGCACUGCUGUGUGCUGGGUUUCCUCUCCUGCUCCCUCUUUCUGCACAUGAGCUUUGAGUUGAAGCUGGUGCUGCUCCUGCUGUGGCUGGCGGCCUCCUGCUCUGUCUUCCUGCACUCCCACGCCUGGCUGUCAGACUGCCUCAUUUCCCGCCUCUAUCCAGGUCCCUUGGAUUCCAGGCCAGGAGUGCUGAAGGAACCCAAGUUGAUGGGUGCUAUGUCCUUCUUCAUCUUCUUCUUCACCCUCCUGGUCCUGGCUCGGCAGAAUGAAUAUUACUGCCGCCUGGACUUCCUGUGGAAGAAGAAACUGAGGCAGGAGCGGGAGGAGACAGAGACAAUGGAGAAUCUGACCCGGCUGCUCUUGGAGAAUGUGCUCCCUGCGCACGUGGCCCCACAGUUCAUCGGCCAGAACCGGCGCAAUGAGGACCUCUACCACCAGUCCUAUGAGUGUGUUUGCGUGCUCUUUGCCUCAGUCCCAGACUUUAAGGAGUUUUAUUCUGAAUCCAACAUCAACCAUGAGGGGUUAGAGUGUCUGCGGCUGCUCAAUGAGAUAAUUGCUGAUUUUGAUGAGCUGCUAUCCAAGCCCAAGUUCAGUGGAGUAGAGAAGAUCAAAACUAUUGGCAGUACCUACAUGGCAGCCACAGGUUUAAAUGCCACCUCUGGACAAGACGCACAACAGGAUGUUGAGCGGAGCUGCAGCCACCUUGGCACCAUGGUGGAAUUUGCAGUGGCCCUGGGGUCUAAGCUGGAUGUCAUUAACAAGCACUCAUUCAACAACUUCCGCCUGCGUGUGGGGUUGAAUCAUGGACCAGUAGUGGCCGGAGUGAUCGGGGCCCAGAAGCCACAAUAUGAUAUCUGGGGCAACACAGUGAAUGUGGCCAGUCGCAUGGAGAGCACAGGAGUCCUUGGCAAGAUCCAAGUAACUGAGGAGACAGCCCAGGCCCUGCAGUCCUUGGGCUAUACAUGCUAUAGUCGGGGUGUCAUCAAGGUCAAAGGCAAAGGACAGCUCUGCACCUACUUCUUGAACACAGACUUGACAAGAACUGGACCUCCUUCAGCCACCCUAGGCUGAGUCCCCCAUCCCACACAAAGUCCUCUGGGAUGUCUGGAGCCAACUGAUGUCAGAAGCUGCUGAUGUAGGUGGGAAUCACCACCUCCUGGCCCCUCAAUAGGAUGGUUUCUUCCCAUGUCAAACUGAGUGUGGAUGUGCAUGCACGUGUGUGUGUGUGUGUGUGUGUGUGUGUGUGUUGCGAGUGAUUCUUUUCACAAGCUUAGAGGAGGGCUGCCUGAGCCUCCCUGCCUACCUCCUAACUUGAUUCCAGUAUGAUGCAUACCUUAGAAUCCUACAGAAUUUUAGCCAUGUAACUCAAAACAAGGAGGUGUCCUUCCUGUCCCCUAUCCACAAAUACUAGAAGAAAUCUCCAGAAAUAUCAUUUGACCUUAUUCAAACACUAAAUAAGCACCUGUUAUGUGCUUACCAUGGAGAAUGAGUGAGUAUCCUUGGAAAUAAACUAUUAUAUUUCU